Sparassis crispa is the source of this 1338-nucleotide messenger RNA. RefSeq lists its product with no specific name. Bases 1 to 1338 code for a protein of 445 amino acids. Gene Ontology annotation, biological process: proteolysis. The transcript has 16 exons. Gene Ontology annotation, molecular function: cysteine-type endopeptidase activity. Lineage: Eukaryota; Fungi; Basidiomycota; Agaricomycetes; Polyporales; Sparassidaceae. The record is from RefSeq and is a predicted model, not a curated record.
AUGAAGAUAAUCGGCUCCCGCCGCCGCGGCUCUACCAUGGCCAGCCCAAUCCUGACGAAGCCGGCCAGGGCGGAACCCAAGAAGAAGGCGCUGCUCGUCGGGAUCAACUACGACGUGAUUAAGAAAGUUGCUCCGAGUAUAAAGCAGUCCUUCAACCCGCUGCUUACUCCGCGCAGCGACGCGAAGGACAUGUGCAAGCUGCUCAUCAAGGAGUAUGGUUUCAAGCGGGAGGACAUUAUCCUCAUGCUGGACAAACCGUCGGAGAAGCGCCUCUUACCCACGCGGACCAACGUUAGGCGCGAGCUAGCCAAGCUGGUCGAAGGUGCACAGCGCGGGGAUCGCUUCGUGUUUCUGUUCGCCGGUCAUUCAGACCAAACAGUCAAUAAGACCGGGAGCGAGGACGAUGGGUUGGACGAACAGGUGGUGACACUCGAUGGGAAGAUCAUCGAUAACGAUCUCCACGAGCUCCUCGUCAAGCCGUUGCCGCCGGGUGCGCAUCUUACGGCAAUCUUCGACUCGUGCCAUUCUGGCACAAUGCUGGAUCUUCCGCACUACGACUGCAACAGGGUCGUUGUACCUUGGGUUAGUAAGGUGUACCAACACCCCGAGCGCUCGCGGUGGGCGACAGUCUUACGUCGCAACGCCACACUUCCUCGCAUGUGCUCCUUCGCACAGCUAGCCAAUAUUACUCGCCGCUCGACCGACCUUUCCUUCGGUGUGGUCUCGCUCAGGAUGGCCGAGCAGAGCAAGGAGAUUAAGAUUACGAAGACGAACGAGAAAGAGCAGGAGCCGGAGCCGAAGCCGAAGCGGCGGUUCACUCUCAACCUGAAGAGGAACAAGACAAAGUUGCAGCGUAAGCCUCGUCCGCUGUCGAUCGCCGUGCCGCUUGCGCAGGCGUCCAUUGUCGCGAUUGCGGCGACUUCGAAGGAAGUCGCGGAGAUGCACAAAUUCAAGGAUGCGCUGUUCUGCCUGUCCCCGGUGUCUUCCACUGCAUGCCAGGGAUUCUGCCCGAUCACGCCAGCAGAGGAUAUUCCCGACGUGGUAUCUCUGUCCGCUUGCGCCGAUAGGGAGAUAGCAUGGGAGGGCGAGAAGGGACAGUCUAUGACCCGCUCCCUGAUUAACUACCUGGAGGCAACCCCUCAUCCAACUUACGAGAAGUUGUAUGUGGACAUGAGUUACAACAUAUACGACAUCAUUCUCGAGGUUAAGCGCUGGAAGUUGAGGCAGAAUGCCCCCCAAAAUAGCGACACCGAGCCGCAGCUGCCCCAGGCCGUUAUCCAGACAUUCCAGAUGGGCAGUCUGCGCAGAAUGGACAUGACUGAGAUUUUUACCCUAUAA